UUCUCUACUACAAAUACAUUAUACAAAGAAAGGAAAUUCUCUCUGUUUUUCCACAAGCAAAGAGUAUACUAUAAAUGGCCUCAGCUGCUGCAGUAAUGAAUAACUACGGAGAGGAGGACAUUGUUCGACCUGUUGCUGACUUCUCUCCAAGUCUUUGGGGUGAUCGUUUCCAUUCGUUCUCCCUCGACAAUCAGAUUGCUGGAAAAUAUGCUCAAGAGAUCGAUACUUUGAAGGAACAAUCAAGGCUUAUAUUAUCUGCAUCUUAUAUAAGAACAUUGGCUGAGAAAUUGGAUCUGAUAGACAUUGUUGAGCGCCUUGGUAUUGCUUAUCAUUUUGAGAAACAAAUAGACGAUAUGUUGGAUCAAAUUUACAAAGCAGAUCCUAAUUUUGAGGCUCAUGAAUACAAUGAUUUACAAACUUUAUCCGUUCAAUUUCGACUAUUGAGACAACAUGGUUACAAUAUCUCCCCAAAACUUUUUAGCAGAUUCCAAGAUGCAAAAGGCAAAUUUAACGAAUCUCUUAGUAACGACAUCAAGGGUCUUUUGAACUUAUACGAAGCCUCACAUGUAAGGACUCAUGGAGAAGAUAUUUUGGAAGAGGCACUUGCUUUCUCUACUGCUCAUCUUGAAUCUGCAGCUCCACAUUUGAAGUCACCUCUGAGUAAGCAAGUCACACAUGCCCUUGAGCAAUCUCUCCAUAAGAGCAUUCCAAGAGUUGAGACACGAUACUUCAUCUCUAUCUACGAAGAGGAGGAACAGAAGAAUGAUGUGCUGCUUCGAUUUGCCAAACUGGACUUCAACUUACUUCAAAUGUUGCACAAACAAGAACUAAGCGAAGUAUCAAGGUGGUGGAAAGAUUUGGAUUUUGUGACAACACUUUCAUAUGCUAGGGAUAGAGCAGUGGAAUGUUACUUUUGGACGAUGGGGGUGUAUGCUGAACCUCAAUACUCUCAGGCUCGUGUCAUGCUUGCUAAGACUAUAGCAAUGAUUUCUAUAGUAGAUGACACAUUCGAUGCUUAUGGCAUUGUAAAAGAACUUGAGAUCUACACCGAUGCCAUACAGAGGUGGGAUAUUAGCCAAAUUGAUCGGCUCCCUGAUUACAUGAAAAUCAGUUACAAAGCACUUUUGGAUCUCUACAAUGAUUAUGAAACGGAGUUGUCAAAGGAUGGCAGGUCCGAUGUUGUACACUACGCAAAAGAAAGAAUGAAAGAAAUCGUGAGAAACUAUUUUGUGGAAGCAAAAUGGUUCAUUGAAGGAUACAUGCCACCUGUUUCUGAGUAUCUUAGCAAUGCAUUAGCUAUUAGCACUUAUUACUUGCUUACGACAACGUCCUACUUAGGCAUGAAGUGUGCUAACAAGGAAGAUUUUGAAUGGUUGGCCAAGAACCCUAAAAUCCUUGAAGCCAAUGUGACCUUAUGUCGAGUCAUUGAUGACAUAGCCACCUAUGAGGUUGAGAAGGGUAGAGGUCAGAUUGCCACUGGAAUUGAGUGUUACAUGAGGGAUUAUGGCGUGUCAACAGAAGUAGCAAUGGACAAAUUUCAAGAAAUGGCUGAGACAGCAUGGAAGGAUGUAAAUGAAGGAAUCCUUCAACCAACUCCCGUGUCUACAAAAAUUCUCACACGUAUUCUCAAUCUUGCUCGCAUUAUUGAUGUCACUUAUAAGCAUAAUCAAGAUGGAUACACUCAUCCUGAAAAAGUACUAAAACCUCACAUUAUCGCCUUGUUGGUGGACUCUAUUGAAAUUUAAAUCAUCAAUUGCUUUGUACAUCUGGGAGCACUUGGUUCCCAGCCCCUCAAAUAAGUAUUUGAUUGGUGGCUUGUUCGGAUUUCUGUUGCUAGAUAGGGCAGGAGCUGCUGGCGACACAUGUUAUUGUUCAGUCAAGUUACCUCCCUAAAUUUUUUUGUAUCAUUAUUGACAUUUGAAAUACAUAUCACUUCUUUAAACUAAAUACUCUUGAUCUCGAGCUUGAACCUAUUAAUGUACAAUUAGACUGCAGAAGUUACCGGCAAAAUUUUCAAUGGAGGGUUCCAUAAAGGAAACAAUAUAUGCUAAGAACAUGAUUCCACAGAAGAAAAUAACAAGAUUUACAUAAAUAAUAAUAUUCUAAACCAAUAUAUGUGUAUAAUAAGUGGAUAAAGCUUGAAAAUAUUUCCAUAAAUCAAUCAAGUUGGGAUGGAAAUAAAACUUAAGACCACCAUAAUCUCAAACAUAAAAUCAUUUCAUUUUAAGCAAUUUACCUUCUUUUGUCGAGUUCUAGGACAUUAUAAAGUCAUAGACAGAGAAAUAAAAGGGAAGAAAAGGAGGGAUUGUGGGGAGAGGAGAGCCAGGGAAGAGGCAGUGCAUGGAAUAGGCAAGUAAAAAUUGCACAUCUCAUGCUCUGUCUCGUCCCCGUCUAUCCAUACCACACCAUAUUUUACCUCAACAGAGACUUCAUUUACCCAUGCUUUUAACAUUCCUUCCAUCUAGAGAAAAAAAAUAAAGACGAAUCGUUUUUUUUUUAAUUGUCGAUGGCCAA
This is a messenger RNA of Solanum tuberosum (potato), 2514 nucleotides long. RefSeq names its product vetispiradiene synthase 1-like. The coding region runs from base 75 to 1745 and encodes 556 amino acids. The transcript has 7 exons. The record is from RefSeq and is a predicted model, not a curated record. Gene Ontology annotation, biological process: diterpenoid biosynthetic process. Lineage: Eukaryota; Viridiplantae; Streptophyta; Magnoliopsida; Solanales; Solanaceae. Gene Ontology annotation, molecular function: terpene synthase activity; magnesium ion binding.